AUGGCCGAAGGAGCAAAAGUGUUCAAGAAGACCAGCCCCAACACCAAGUUAUCCAUCUACCUGGGGAAGAGAGACUUUGUGGAUCACGUGGAGUCCGUGGAAGCUGUCGAUGGUGUCUGCUUGAUUGACCCGGAGUACCUCAAGGACAGAAAAGUGUACGUGACGCUGACGUGUGCGUUUCGCUACGGCCGGGACGACCUCGACGUCAUUGGGUUGACCUUCAGGAAGGACCUCUACGUCCUGACCACUCAGCUCUUCCCUCCGGUGCCGGACCAGGUGCCCAAAACCCUCACGCCUUUGCAGGAGAAGCUGCUGAAGAAGCUGGGCGAGAACGCCUACCCCUUCACGUUCGAGAUCGCGACCAACCUGCCCUGCUCGGUCACCCUCCAGCCUGGACCAGACGAUGUGGGAAAGGCCUGCGGAGUGGACUUUGAGGUCAAAGGAUUUUGCGCUGAAAAUCUGGAGGAGAAAAUUCACAAGAGGAACUCGGUGCGGCUCAUCAUCCGAAAGAUCCAGUUCGCGCCCGUGAAAAUGGGGCCCGCGCCGAAGUCGGAGACCACGCGGCAGUUCAUGAUGUCCGACAAGCCCUUGCACCUCGAGGCCUCGCUGGACAAGGAGAUCUACUACCACGGAGACCCCAUCAGUGUGACUGUCAACAUCAACAACACCACCAGCAAGAUCGUGAAGAAGAUUAAGAUCUCAGUGGACCAGAUCACAGACGUGGUCCUCUAUUCGCUGGACAAAUACACAAAGACUGUGUGCAACGAGGAGAUCAACGAGAACGUGGCGGCCAACUCCACCUUCUCCAAAACCUACUCCGUGACGCCCCUGCUCUCGGCCAACCGCGAGAAGCGAGGCCUGGCUCUCGACGGCAAGCUCAAGCACGAGGACACCAACCUGGCCUCCACCACCAUCCUGAGGCCCGGCAUGGACAAGGAGGUGCUGGGGAUCCUGGUGUCGUACAAAGUGAAGGUCAACCUGGUGGUGUCCCGAGGAGGCAUCCUGGGGGACCUCACCUCGAGCGACGUCGGCGUGGAGCUGCCGGUCAUCCUGAUGCACCCGAAGCCCGUGGAGGAUAAGCCAAGGAGCGAGGAGGACAUUGUGAUCGAGGAAUUCGCUCGCCAGAAACUCAAGGGGGAAAAGGACGAUGAAGACGAGAAGGAGGAAGCUGACAAAGAAGAGAGCUAACCAGCUGCCUGGCUAGCAUGGUAGCAAGCGGUCCCGUGCACCAGAAUUUGGGACGCAGAUCUCCGUAGCGCAUUCCCCAGUAUAGCUAGCGCAGUGCAAGUAUUCCAGCAAACCUCCGUCCUGUACCCGUGGUGUAAUAUAUCCCUGUAGGUGUAUCCUCCUCCCUCAAACACCACCCCUUGUGCUGACUCCAAGUCCUGAGUCCAGCGGCAAAACCAGCUGAUGUGUUUACUCAUGAUAUUAUAUUUGAAAUCACGGUUCCCUGUAGAACAGAAACCCCAGGCGUUUCUACUUCUUUGCAUCCACAGAUGCAACGUUCACUCAGAGGUGGGGAUGAGCCAGUUUUACCUCCCUGUGGGUCUCAUCUCACUGCUCCCCCUUUUGCCCAGGCCAAGUGUAAGAUAGGAUUUGUGAAGGGAAGGGACAACACCCGGCUCAUUUGAGGCAUUCUCUGGGGUCUCACGGAGAGCCCGCCUGA
Molecule: messenger RNA, 1666 nt
Organism: Dromaius novaehollandiae (emu)
Lineage: Eukaryota; Metazoa; Chordata; Aves; Casuariiformes; Dromaiidae
Gene: ARR3
Product: arrestin 3
Exons: 17
Coding region: 1-1188 (395 amino acids)
Biological process (GO): G protein-coupled receptor internalization; visual perception; signal transduction
Molecular function (GO): G protein-coupled receptor binding
Source: RefSeq, a predicted model, not a curated record